Messenger RNA from Puccinia graminis f. sp. tritici CRL 75-36-700-3, 2582 nucleotides. RefSeq lists its product as uncharacterized. Bases 138 to 2114 code for a protein of 658 amino acids. The transcript has 4 exons. Lineage: Eukaryota; Fungi; Basidiomycota; Pucciniomycetes; Pucciniales; Pucciniaceae. The record is from RefSeq and is a predicted model, not a curated record.
UUUCGAUCGGCUGUUCUUGGUGGAGAACCAAGCUUGGGAAUACGGAAGCACCCCGCUUUGAUUCGAAAACCGCAUCUUGGCACCAUUUGGUUAGUCCUAGUCGAAGGGAUCAACUCAGGAGAAAAAGAGUUAAAACCAUGAACAAAUCCAUCCAGCCCAACAAAACAGUGGCUAGCAAGUCCAUCAAGGCUCCGAAUAGCAAUCUACAACCGCCGCUGAUUCUCCCACAUGCGUCCCCUCAUCAAGGUUCAUCUCAGGACGUCGCAGGUCCUAGAAGUUUUGUCACCCAGACAUGGACUAUACCUGAUCGACCGAAACCUGGUAGAAAACCUAAACAGAAACCCUGCCCAGAAUCAAAGCAACAAACCCAUCAGUCUCAGCAGGACGGCGUGUAUAUCGAUGGUCAUGCUAUCAAUAGCACUAUCAAGGACAAGCCACCUUCUGUCAUUCAACUUGAGCCAACCAAAAAGGCAAAAGCUCUCGACACAAUCACUUCUACAGGAGCUCUGCAACAAGCUUAUAUCAACUCAUUAGAAGCAAAGGUCCAAAGCUUACAAUCUCAAGAAUCUGAACAGGUAAAUUACUACAAGACUCUCGCCUCCCAAUCCAAUUCAAAAAUCGAUAAGAUCCAAAACGAAAACGAUGUGCUACAGUCUCAGAUCAAAAUCUUGAGGGGAGAGGUCCUAAGGCUGCGGAAGCGAAUCUCGCAACUCGUCAAAAAAUCUGCACCAGAUAACCAACAAAAGCCUAUCGUCGUCGAAUUCGAGGAGUCUCCUUCCAAAGAGUCCAAAGUUCGCAAGCAAGUCUCCUAUCCCGAUGUCGAUAGCACUUGUUCCCUGGAGCGACCUGCUGCCUCUGUCAAAAAGCUUCGCCGCCCAUCUGUGCCAGACGAAAUGAAUGAACCUCAGCCAACUGUAGUUACUCUUCCAGAGACUUUCAAUUCGCCUCAGAUACCAUCAGGCAUUUCCGUAGUAGAAAACACUGUCGCAUUGGCUACAGUGUCGAACAACCCGUCUACCAAAAGGGUUCCAGACUUUACCUCGAGUGAUAUUUAUUGUGGAUUAUGUACAUCAGAGUUAGACUGUGUCUGUCGACAGGUGGGGCUGAAGCCACCAUUGCAGAGCGUCAAUCUAUCAGCGAAGGACCUUGGAAAUAAUCCAUUGGCGGUGCCGAUUCGUAGACGAGCCCAGCCUUCAACAAGCAGUGUAUGGAGGAUAGUGACUGCAGACGACUCUGUGCCUCCCUUAGCAGCCUCGCCUGAGAUGGAACCGGAACCUGUCUUGCAGCGCGAAUGUAAUGGUAACCCCAAGGACUGUCCGGCGUGCCGUGAUGAUCCAUUUGGACAGGCAUUCUGUGCGGCAUUAAAUCAAGCAACCGCCACCCAAGAGCCUAGAUCAAAUCCCGAAGCGACGACUGAAACGGCAACAGGUGCUGGGAGUCGGGCUACGAGGGGAAUGCAACGCUCAGACCCAAUAGUUGACGCGUAUAUGAGCAUACCCUGUUGCGGCGACCCCGAACUAUGCGGCUCACAAAACUGUUUUGACAAUGCACCAUCGCCCACUCCCGUGGAAAACGAGAGGAAAGUUUCGUGUUCAGAGGCAUGGAGGCAACUGAAAGCUCAUCCAAACAUCGGAUUAGCUAAUCUUCAACUAUUGGCCGACGUGGUUGCUCGGAAAUCUGCACCUCACUCGUCUUCUUCAUCCUCCAUUGACCAAAACGCUUCAUCAAUCUAUCACCAGCAAGGCCAUCCUCACGAGGGGGAAUCGAACUCAAGUUGGCCGUCUUCUCAGUCCAUGCUUGAAAAUGAAGAUUCGAUCUUCAGUCCUCACGUGACCCUCUCCACCGUAUUCGAAAACACACACAACGAUUUCGACGAUGAAGACCAUAGUUAUCAUCAUCAACAACAACGCGAGAAUACAUCCCUUUCCUCUAAGGAUUCUCUUAACAACAAUCAUCUGUCCAGCUUCGAUGGCGCGUUCAGUCACCAUCGACAGCAGCAACAGCACGAUCUCUCCUCCAGUAAUGAGACUCAUCCUUCUUCCGGUAAAAAGGUCAAAUUCGUCGAGAAGGAGUCUUUGGACCAAGCAUUACGAAUGCUGGAUCGCGCGAUCUAGCACACACACCUACACGCUAUCAUACAUACAUGAAACUAAAAUCAUAUUUCUCAUAAAUAUCACAAAUAUCUCAAGAUUACUCUAGAUAGCUAUUGGUGCAUGAUGAUAUCCCAGCCGUGACCUUCUCCAAAAAAAUAAACUUUCCCCCUGGAAAUUGAAUACUUUCCUAAAGCCAGGAUGAAAAGGAUUAAAAGGAGAAUACAAGAAAGUAGAUUUGACCAAAAAUGAAUCUAUUUGGAAAGAACCGCUCAUCUCUAGGAUAUGUCUUGAGCACAGAAUAUCACAUCCUUGCUUGGGUGUUGACCAACUCCAUACAAACUUGUACACUGUAGAAUAUUAUUAUCUCAAGGCUGAUUCCACAUGACUGUUUCUUUUUCUAUUCUACCAAUCUCUUACUGGUUUGUAUUUGUUUCUAUCUUAUCUUCCCUUGCCUCUUAUUAAAUCAAUAGAUUCAUUUAAAUAUAUACA